Melanotaenia boesemani (Boeseman's rainbowfish) is the source of this 3254-nucleotide messenger RNA. RefSeq names its product dolichol kinase (gene dolk). Gene Ontology annotation, biological process: dolichyl monophosphate biosynthetic process. The record is from RefSeq and is a predicted model, not a curated record. Gene Ontology annotation, molecular function: dolichol kinase activity. Lineage: Eukaryota; Metazoa; Chordata; Actinopteri; Atheriniformes; Melanotaeniidae. Gene Ontology annotation, cellular component: endoplasmic reticulum membrane. The transcript has 2 exons. Bases 266 to 1837 code for a protein of 523 amino acids.
GUCAAACAUGGCUCCUUCCUACAGGGUGUGAUUAGCGACAGCUGACAACGGAAAUAAAUGUAUCAAUAAAGGACGGCAGAGAUUUAUACCACAGCCCAACACCUUCCAGACAACGCAGCACUUAUGUGACUCAUAGCAAGUAAAAAUACUUGCCAAAGGAUGAGUGCCAUAGAAAGGAAGUGACAAAAGAAGGCCAUCACUGUUGCAGACCAUCUGUUCACAUCAACUCUUCUCUCCCUCUUCUGUGAGCCUGAAACCUGCAGUCAUGCAUGUCAACCCAGUUCUUGUAGAGUCCACUGUAGUCCUGGUAGUGGUGAUGUGUGUCCACAUGGCGGUCUGGAAUCAGCAUUCUUGGUGCAGCAUAGCCCUCGUCAUUCAGGCUUUCUACGUCCAGCACAAAUGGGACCGUCUGCUCAAGUCAGGAGGCGCUGUGUUCCAGUUUCGACCGACAGCAAACAGCGGCAUUGUUCCAGCCUCCAUGGUGAUGCCUUUGUUGGGCCUGGCACUGAGAGAAAAGUGCUCUGCCUCAGGGAAUGUCUACUUCGAACGCUUCUCCAUGGUGAUCACCAUCACAGGAAUGAUGCUGGCUCUGUUCCUUUCACUGAUUGCACUGGGCAUCACAAGACCUGUACCAACCAACACUUGUGUGAUUGCAGGCCUGGCUGGCAGUGCAAUCCUCUACACAACAAAGCAGACGCUGACUGUGUCUGAGGUGAUUGAAGUCUUGGAGGUACUGUUGAUCUUUGUUUAUCUCAGUCUGAUUGUACUUUACUUGCUGCCACGCUGCUUCACACCUGGAGAGGCGCUCCUCAUCGUAGGUGGAAUCAGUUUCAUUGUGAACCAGCUCAUUAAGCGCUCCUUGAACCUGGCAGAGGUCAAAGGUGAUCCAGUGAACUAUUUCCUGCCUGUUGUUGUGGUGGGCUCACUGUUGCUGGGUGUUUUCUUUGCCCUGCUCUUCUGCUUCAUGGAGUCCGAAACAUGGGUGUCUUCACUCUUCUUUCACAUGAUGACAGCCGUCCUGGUUUUGGGCAUCCUGAUGCCGUGGCUGUCCUUGUUCAUCGGCCGGCACCCCAUCAUGUGGCUGUUGGACUUUGUCAUGUUAAAUGACAGAAGACUCUGCCUGCUGGGGUACUGGGUGUUUCUGGCUGUUUUAGCGACUUGUGUCGUGUUGCAUCAGAACCAUCAGCGGCAGUUGGGAUCCAAGAAGCACCAAGCCUCGACUGUUGUCAGGAAGUACUUUCAUGUGAUUGUAGUGGCCACGUACGUUCCAGGGAUGAUAUGUGACAGGCAGCUGCUCCAUGUGGCAUCUGUUGGUUGCUUGGCAGUUUUCUUGUUCUUGGAGUACGUGCGUUACUUUCGAAUCAGGCCUCUUGGCCAGCUGCUUAGGCAGCUGCUCACUUUGUUCUUGGAUGAGCGAGAUUCUGGGCCUCUCAUCCUCACCCACAUUUACCUGCUGCUGGGUAUGUCUCUACCUAUUUGGCUGUUUCCUGGACCCUGCGCACCUAAGGGGAUACUUCCUGGGGCAGGCGGCCUCGUUCCUUAUGCAGGUGUGCUGGCUGUGGGAGUUGGAGACACUGUGGCAUCUGUGUUUGGCAGCACCAUGGGGGAGAUCCGUUGGCCUGGAACUAAGAAAACCGUGGAGGGGACAGCAACAUCUGUGUUUGCCCAGAUUAUCGCUGUGGCUAUGUUCCUCAUCUUUGAUGGGAGCAUCAAUCUGAACUCCACUUACUCAUGGAUAGUUGGUUCCAUUACUGUGGUGGCCAUGCUGGAAGCGUACACGUCUCAAAUAGACAACCUCUUUCUCCCGCUUUACCUCUUCAUCCUGCUAUUGCUUUGAAUGAACAUGUGAUGUCAAUGAACAGGUCUUUUCUCUCUCUAUUCACUCCUUUCAUGGAGAAACGCAAAAAUGAGGUGGGGGGAAACAAAUGUAAGAGAAGCCCUUUAGGAAUCAGUGGCACAAGAAGGAUCUUGUUAAAACAAAGCAAUACAGCACAAAAAAAAUCUAAUUUCUAUUCUACAGCAGACAUACUGAUAUAUCAUGUUAAAGUCUGCUUUGAAACUGCAAAUAGUUUCCAUAUACUGUAAUGAGUUUUUAAAGAAAGUUAUUAAGUAUGUGGAAGGGUUGCUAAAUAUUCUUUGAGCUCAAAGUCAGCGGUGGUGUAAUUCUCCAUCCUGACCCUGAAGGACUCAACUGCUAACACCACUUAAAUUAUGCAAGAGAUUUAGUUUAGCGAAGUAGAAAAAUGUCUUUCACACACACAUUACUUUUUUGUUGUGGUUGCUACAUUGUGAACAUUUUCCUACAGUUCCUGUUUAGUUCAAACAAUACAUGCCCUUGUAUUGCCUUUGAAGAACACUUUAAAGUUUAGUCUCUUUCUUAACCUUUUAUUUUUACACUAUUUUGCCUCACUGAUGGCAAUAUGAAGGACUUAAUGUUGAAAAUAUCUGCCUUAAGAUAUUUGUUUUUUAAUUAUUUUUUCUCAUGAUAGAUUAUUGUAGAAAGCGUAGAAACAAGCAUGGCAGCCUCAUUAAACUCUUCUUUAUAAGGGCUGACUCUCACUAUGCUCCUGCAUGACACUAAUGUAAAAUCCAGUACUGUAACAUAUAUGCAGGUAUCCUACAGUAUAUUUUUAUUUCAUACUUUGCACAGUAUGUCUAUGGUUUGAUGGGACCCCUUUAAGGUACAAUGAUGUAUACAUUUCCUUGUGAUACUAAGCCUUCAAACCAUGCAUAUGUCUGGACUCUGGAAAUGCUGUUGAUGAAUGCUGGUCCUUCAUUAUUGGUGAUUUAAUCAUGUAAUUAUUUAAACGGCUUUAUAGAAACUUCCACUGCGUCACCAGGUUUGAUCUCAUCAUUUAUAUUUUUCUUUUUUCAGCAUUGGUUUGUCUUUAUUUAUUCAUUUUAUGUUGUGAUUACAAUUUUUAGCAUGAUAGUAUGUUAUUUUGCCAUCCCUACAUUUUUAAAUAAUGUAAAACUGCAUGUGGAGCACAUUAAAAUGGUGAAAAACAGACUGUACUUUGGCAACACAAAGAUGAACUCUUUGCUUUCUCGGUUUGAAAACCUCAAGAAGUUUUUGAAUGUUGUGAUUUAAAAAGUUGUUAUUAAGUUUACCUGUUUUUCAUUCGAGUUGUAUCUUCAAAUGAACAUACUUGAAAACAAAUGUUUAAACUUGUCUGUAAAAAAUCAUCUCAUGUGGAAAAAUUUCAGGGGAAACAGACUGAAUAAUAAAUGAUACUGGUUGGUGACAAUGCUGA